CGGGCCCGGAUUGGACGGUCCGCAUGUGGGCGGGCCUAGCGGGCUCACUCCGGAAGCGCCGCCGCGCGUCGGGACCCCUGGCUGGGCCGCCGGGUAGCUGCCGGCUCAGCCAUGUCGUGUUUGUUGAAAAGGUGCUGAAGAGACUUUUUCCUAAUGUUCCCAGUGACCAAGAAAAGGAAACACCCCAGCUUUUGCCCUUGGAAACACCAUUCCGGAAGACAACCUCUGAGAAAGUGGAACACAGGCAUAUUCAUCAUUUGACAGAUGGUGACAUUAAGAUCCAACCUGAACGACGGCUCUAUACUGUUAGUUUGCCUCCUGAGGGGUAUGUUCCCUGUUUGCCAGAGCCCAGCAGCCGCACAGAUUCCGAGAGUGCCUCCAGUGGUACAGAUGCAGAAGAUCAGGAUCCUCAUGGUCAAUCAAAAAGAAGAAGAAUUAGAAAGCAUAAAUUAAAGAAAAAAUUUAAGAAUCCUAAUAAUGUUCAUAUAGAACUGGCAGAAUUAGAGAAACAGCAGAAUCUUUUACAACAAAUACAGCCACAGCCGACAGAUGGCCCCAUAAUGAGCAAAAAUAAGAAAAGGAAGCUAAAAAAGAAGCGGCAAAUUAGAAGGAAGAAAGCAGCUGGCGUCGUAACCAGGGCCACUGGUGUCAGCUUCCUGUACCAGCCUGAGGAGAGCGGCAGUGAACAGGACGACCUGAGGGGUGCUACACGAGGAGUCCAGGACAGCAAGGAGGCCGCCUCAGCAGAGGCCAGCCAAGAAGAAGAUGCGGCCACCACCCAGGAAGACGUUGAGAUUCACAGUCGAAAGGCAGAGGGCAUCCUGAACUUUCUGAAAUCAACACAAGAAAUGUAUUUCUAUGAUGGUGUUGCCCAAGACACAGAUUCCGCUGUCUCAGCAGAGAGUGCUAAAGAGCUGCUCACCUGUCUUGAAUCUCGCAGCAUGUCUCCCUCCGAUGUGUCCAUUCUGGAUCACAUGAGAACGCUGCUGCUUCUGCAAGACACUGAGAGACUGGAGCAUGCUCUGGAGAUGUUCCCAGAGCACUGCAUGAUGCCCCCCGGAGAGGUCUUGGAUCCCUACAGGGGCACUAGAAGCCUACAGGGUAAAAAAAAGUAACGCCUCGGAUCCACAGUGCUGGAAGGGAAGACACGCAAGCAAUAUGAGAAGACAAGGGAAGAAAGUGCCCCAAACAUAUCAAGACACCACAUUAUUAGAAUCCAAGGCCAGCGCAGCAGAAGAAAUUACAGAGAAGGAGUUCAGGAGGCACAUGAUUUAAAUGUUCUGUGAAUUAGAGGAUGAUAUAAGAGAGCAAAUACAGGAAGCAAAAGACCAUUUUGACAGUGAGCUAUAUAAGCAAAUACAGGAAACAAAAGAUGACUUCAACAGGGAGAUAGAAGUUUUAAAAAAAAACAAACAAAUUCUUGAAGAAAGAAAUAAUAAACAAUAAACCAAAUUAAAAGCUCAAUUGAAAGCAUCACCAACAGAUUAGACCACCUGGAAGAGAGAACCUCAGACAAUGAAGACAAAAUGUAUAAUCUUGAAAAGAACAAAAGGACAAGUGAAAGUUCACACAGUGAAAGUUCAUUGCAUGGAGUUCAUUCCUUAAAGGAAGAAAAAAAUCAACAAAUAAAUGACUUAACAUUACAUCUCAAAGCUCUAAGAAACCAUGAGCAGAACAUUCAAUAAAUAUGGGAUAGCAUGAAAAGACCAAAUUUAGGAGUUGUCGGGAUAGAGGAAGGCAUAGAGUUCCAAACUAAAGGAAUGAGCAAUCUAUUCAGUGAAAUAAUAUCAGAAAAUUUUCCAAACAUGAAGAAUGAAUUGGGAAACCAAAUUCAGGAGGCUUACAGGGCACCAAAUGUACAAAAUCACAACAGAUCCACACCAAGGCACAUCAUAAUGAAAAUACCUAACAUACAGAAUAAGGAGAGAAUCUUAAAAGUCAAGAGAGAAAGGAAUCAGAUUAUAUAUAGGGGGAAACCAGUUAGAUUAUGUGCAGAUUUUUCAACCCAGACCCUGAGAGCUAGAGAUCCUGGAAUAACAUAUAUCUAGCCCUGAAAGAAGAUGGAUGCCAAUCAAGAAUCUCAUAUCUAGCAAAAGUAAGCGUUAGAUUUGAUGAUGAAAUAAACACCUUUCAUGAUAAACAAAAAUUAAAAGAAUUUACAGCUCAAAAGCCUGCACUAUAGAACAUCCUUGGCAAAAUAUUUCCUAAAGAGGAAUUGAAAAACAACAGUGAAAAUCAGCAAAGGGAGGUAUUCACUAAAGGAAAAACUAAUCAAAGGAGAAACCAAGUCAACUUAAAAACAAAAAUAAACAAAAAUGACUGGGAAUACAAAUCAUGUCUCGAUAAUAACUCUGACUGUUAACGGCCUAAACUCACCAAUCUAAAGACGUAGACUGGCAGAUUGGAUUUUAAAAAAAGACCCAACAAUAUGCUGCCUCCAAGAGACUCAUCUCAUAAGAAAAGACAUCCACAGACUAAAGGUGAAAGGUUGGGAAAAAUCAUACCUCUCAUAUGGAUUGCGGAAGCAAGCAGGGGUUUCCAUCUUCGUAUCAAAUAAAGUAGACUUCAAACCAAAGUUAAUCAAAAGGGAUAAAGAAGGACAUUUUUUACUGCUUAAGGGAUCCAUUCAUCAACAAGACAUAACAAUAAUAAAUUUAUAUUCCCCAAACAAUGACACAUCUAUGUUCAUCAAACAAACUCUUCUCAAGUUCAAGAGUUAAAUAGACCACAACACAAUAAUUCUGGGUGACUUUGACACACCUCUUUCACCUUUGGAUAGACUGUCCAAACAAAAACUAAAUAAAGAAACCAUAGAACUCAAUAAUACAAUCAAUAACUUAGGCUUAACUGACAUGUAUAGAAUAUUUCAUUUUUCAGUUAACAAAUAUACUUUCUUCUCAUCAGCACAUGGCUCCUUCUCUAAAAUAGAUCAUAUAUUAUGCCACAAAGCAACUCUUAGUAAAUAUUAAAAAGUAGAGGUACUACCCUGCAUUCUAUCAGAUUCUAAUGGAAUGAAAUUAGAAAUCAAUGAUAAAAUAAAAAAUAAAAGCUACUCCAAAAACUGGAGACUAAAUAAUAUGCUACUGAAUGAACAACGGGUUGCAAAGACAUCAAGGAGGAGAUUAAAAAAUUUCUAGAGGUGAAUGAGAACACCCAUACAAUGUACCGAAAUCUCUAGGACACCAUGAAGGCAGUAUCAAGAGGAAAGUUCAUUGCAUGGAGUUCAUUCCUUAAAAGAAGAAAAAUUCAACAAAUAAUUGAUUUCACAUUACAUCUCAAAGCCCUUAAAAAGAAGAACAAAUGAACAGCAAAAGCAGUAAAAGACAGGAAAUAAAUAAAAUCAGAGAUGAAAUCAAUGAAAUUGAAACAAAAGAAACAAUUUAAAAAUUGACAAAACAAAAUGUAGGUUCUUUUGAAAAAUAAAUAAAUUUUGCAAACCCUUAGCCAUACUAACGAAGAGGAGAGAGAAAACUCAAAUUACUAACAUACGUGAUAAAAAAGGAAAUAUCACAACAGACACUACAGAAUUACGAAGAUAAUUAGAAAUUAUUUUGAAAACUUGUACUCCAAUAAAAUAGAAAAUAUUGAAGGCAUUGACAAAUUUCUAGGGUCAUGAUUUGCCCAAAUUGAAUCAGGAUGAUAUACACAAUUUAAACAGAUCAAUUUCUUUUUUAUUAUUAUUAUUUUUUACAUACAUCACAAUAGAGGAGUGCAUUACAUUCAUGAUUUUUUGCAUUACAAUUCUUAAUACACCCUUAUACCACAAUUUAUCAAAUCUGUUUGUAUAGAAGGUAUGUUGAUACCAAAUUCCCAUCUUCAUACAUGAAUUUUUGUAUAAUGAUGACCAUCUCCUUCCACUAUCCUUGCUAUUCCCAUUCUCCCUCCCUUUCCCUCCCACCCCUAUUCCCUAUCUAGAGGUAAUUUUCCACCUAUGCUCUCCCUACCUACCCCAUUUUGAGUCACCCCCCUUAUAUCAUAGAAAACAUUCAGCAUUUGUUUUUAGGGAUUGACUAACUUCACUUAGCAUAAUCUUCUCUAAUGCCAUCAUUUCCCUGCAAAUGCCAUGAUCUUAUUAUUUUUUAGUGCUGAGUAAUAUUCCAUUGUGUAUAAAUGCCACAUUUUUUAAUCCAUUCAUCCACUAAAGGGCAUCUAGGUUGGAUCCAAAGUUUAGCUAUUGUGAUUUGUGCUGCUAUAAACAUUGAUGUGGCUGUGUCCCUGUAGUAUGCUGUUUUUAGGUCCUUUGGGUAUUGUCUUAGAAGAGGGAUAGCUGGGUCAAAUGGUGGUUCCAUUCCCAGCUUUCCAAGGAAUCUCCAUACUGCUUUCCAAAUUGGCUGCACUAAUUUGCAGUCCCACCAGCAGUGUAUGACUGUGCCUUUUCCCCCCACAUCCUCACCAACACUUGUUAUUUGUCUUCAUUAUGGCUGCCAUUUUUACUGGGGUGAGAUGGCAUCUUACAGUAGUUUUGAUUUGCAUUUCUCUGAUAGCUAGAGAUGAUGAGCAUUUUUUCGUAUGUUUGUUGAUUGAUUGUAUGUCCUCUUCUGAGAAGUGUCUGUUCAGGUCUUUGGCCCAUUUAUUGAUUGGAUUAUUAUUUUUUUUUUGGUGUUUAUCUUGUUGAGUUCUUUAUAUACCCUAGAGAUUAGUGCUCUAGCUGAUGUGUGAGGGGUAAAAAUUUGCUCCCAGGAUGUAGGCUCUCUAUUCACUUCACAGAUUAUUUCUUUUGCUGAGAAGAAACUUUUUAGUUUGAAUCCAUCCCAUUUGUUGAUUCUUGGUUUUAAUUCUUGCACUAUAGGAGUCUUAUUAAGGAAGUUGGGACCUAAACCCACAUGAUGACGAUCAGGGUCUACUUUUUCUUCUAUUAGACACAGAGUCUUUGGUCUAAUUCCUAGGUCCUUGAUCCAUUUUGAGUUAACUUUUAUGCAUGAUGAGAGAUAGGAAUUCAAUUUCAUUUUGUUGCAUAUGGAUUUCCAAUUUUCCCAGCACCAUUUGUUGAAGAUGCUAUCCUUUCUCCAGUGCAUGCUUUUAGCACCUUUGUCUAAUAUAAGGUAGUUGUAAUUUUGUGGGUUAGUCUCUGUGGCCUCUGUUCUGUACCUUGGUCCACCUGCCUGUUUUGGUGCCAGUACCAUGCUUAAACAGAUCAGUUUCGAGCAAUGAAAUAGAAGAUGCCAUCAGAAGCCUACCAACCAAGAAAAGCCCAGGACUGGAUGGAUACACAGCCGAGUUCUACAAGACCUUUAAAGAACUAAUACCAAUACUCUUCAAUUUAUUUCAGGAAAUAGAAAAAGAGGCAGCACUUCCAAACUCAUUCUAUGUCCUCAUUCUAUGAGGCCAAUAUCACCUGGUUCCAAAACCAGGCAAAGACACAUCAAAGAAAGAAAACUUCAAACCAAUAUCUUUAAUGAACAUAGAUGUAAAAAUUCUCAAUAAAAUUCUGGCAAAUUGAAUACAAAAACAUCAAAAAGAUCGUGCACCAUGAUCAAGUGAGGUUCAUCCUAGGGAUGCAAGGUUGGUUCAAAAUACAGAAAUCCAUAAAUGUAAGUCAUCAUAUCAAUAGACUCAAAGAUAAGAAUCAUAUGGUCAUCUCAAUAGAUACAGAAAAAGCAUUCAACAAAAUACAGCACCCCUUCAUGUUCAAAACACUAGAAAAACUAGGGAUAACAGGAACAUGAGAUCUCAACAUUGUAAAAGCUAUCUAUGCUAAGCCCCAGGCCAACAUCAUUCUAAAUGGAGAAAAAUUGAAAGCAUUCCCUCUAAAAUCUGGAACCAGACAGGGAUGUCUUCUUUCAACCAGUUCUAUUUAACAUAGUUCUUGAAACAUGGGCCAGAGCAAUUAGACGAAAUAAAUUAAAGAGAUACAGAUAGGAAAAUAAGAACUUGAAUUAGCAUUAUUUGCCGACAAUAUGACUCUACACCUAGAAGACCCAAAAAAUUCUACCAGAAAACUUCUAGAACUAGUAGAAGUUUACUAGUAGUAAAGUAGCAGGAUACAAAAUCAACCCCCAUAAAUCAAAGGCAUUUCUGUGUAUCAGUGACAAAUCCUCUGAAAGGGAAACAAGGAAAAUUACUCCAUUUAUAACAUCCUCAAAAAAAACAAAAAACAAAAAAACUUGAGAAUCAACCUAACAAAAGAGGUGAAAGACCUCUACAAUGAAAAUUACAGAACACUAAAGAAAGAAAUUAAAGAAGAUCUUACAAGAUGGAAAGAUCUCCCUUGUUCUUGAAUAGGCAGAAUUAAUAUUAUCAAAAUGACCACACUACCAAAUGCAUUAUUCAGAUUUAAUGCAAUUCCAAUCAAAAAUCCCAAUGGCAUUUCUCAUAGAAAUAGAAAAAGCAAUCUGAAAUCCAUCUGGAAAAAUAGAGAGACCGAGAAUAGCUAAAGCAAUCCUUAGCAGGAAGAGUGAAGCAGGUGGCAUCACUAUACCAGACCUUGAACUAUACUACAGAGCAAUAGUAACAAACACAGCAUGGUAUUUGGCACCACAACAGACUGGUAGACCAGUGGUACAGAACAGAGGACACAGAGACUAACCCACAAAAUUAUAAUUAUCUUACAUUAGACAAAGGUGCCAAAAUUGUACAUUGGAGAAAAGAUCACCUCUUCAACAAAUGGUGCUUGGAAAACUGGAAAUCCAUAUGCAACAAAAUGAAAUUGAACCCCUGUCUCUCACCUUGCACAAAACUCAAAGUGAAUCAAGGACCUAGAGACCCUGCAUCUAAUAGAAGAAAAGGUAGGCCCAAAUCUCCAUCAUAUCCAAUUAGGCCUCACUUCCUUAAUUAGACUCCUAUAGCACAGGAAUUAAAGUCAAGAAUUAAUAAAUGGGAUGAAAUCAAACUAAAAAGUUUUUUCUCAGCAAAAGAAACAAUCUGUGAGGUGAACAGAGAGUCUACAGCUUGAGAGCAAAUUUUUACCCCUCACACAUCAGAUAGAGCACUAGUCUCUAGGGUUUAUGAAGAGCUCAAAAAGCUAAACACCAAAAAACCAAAUAACCCAAUCAAUAAAUUGGCUAAGGAACUGAACAGACACUUCUCAGAAGGUGAUAUACAAUCAAUCAACAAUGAUAUGAAAAUGCUCAACAUCUCUAACAAUCAGAGAAAUGCAAAUCAAAACCACUCUAAGAUUUCAUCUCACUCCAGUCAGGAUGGCAGCUAUUAAGAAGACAAACAAAAAAAGUGUUGGUGAGGAUGUGGGGAAAAGGCACACUCAUACACUGCUGGUGGGACUGCAAACUGGUACAAGCAUUAUGGAAAGCAGUAUGGAGAUUCCUCAGAAAACUGGGAAUGGAACCACCAUUUGACCCAGCUGUCCCUCUCCUCAGUCUAUACCCAAAGGACUUAAAAACAGCAUACUACAGGGACACAGCCACAUCAAUGUUUAUAGCAGCACAGUUCACAAUAGCUACACUGUGGAGCCAUGAUCCAGUGAGGUUCAUCCUAGGUUCAUCCUAGGUGCCCUUCAAUAGAUGAAUGGAUAAAGAAGCUGUGGUGUAUAUACACAAUGGAAUAUUACUCAGCAAUAAAAGGCAAUAAAAUUAUGGCACUUGCAGGUAAAUGGAUGGCGUUGGAAGUGAAGUUAGCCAAUCCCCAAAACCCAAAUGCUGAAUGUGUUCUCUGAUAUCAGGAGGCUGACUCAUAGUGGGGUUGAGAGGGGA
Molecule: messenger RNA, 7646 nt
Organism: Marmota monax (woodchuck)
Lineage: Eukaryota; Metazoa; Chordata; Mammalia; Rodentia; Sciuridae
Gene: Erich1
Product: glutamate rich 1
Exons: 6
Coding region: 24-1115 (363 amino acids)
Source: RefSeq, a predicted model, not a curated record